Messenger RNA from Blastocystis hominis, 1293 nucleotides. RefSeq lists its product as hypothetical. The record is from RefSeq and is a predicted model, not a curated record. Lineage: Eukaryota; Bigyra; Opalinata; Blastocystidae. The transcript has 2 exons. Gene Ontology annotation, biological process: vacuolar protein processing. Gene Ontology annotation, molecular function: cysteine-type endopeptidase activity. The coding region runs from base 1 to 1293 and encodes 430 amino acids.
AUGAGAACUUUUACUGCCUAUUUGGUGAUUCUCUUGGCUGCACUUGCUGCUGCUGAAAAGUAUGCGAUGGUGUUUGGUACUGCUGAUGGUUGGAGCAACUAUUCUAUCACUAGCGAUCCUUGCCGUGUGUACACCGACCUCAUUCGUGCUGGAAUUAAGCCUGAAAACAUUAUUUACAUGACCUACACUACUGAUGUGAACACUAGCAGAAAUCCUUAUCCUGGAAUGAUUUUCACUGAUCCUGCUGAUAACACUGAUGGUGAUUGGGCUAAAUAUGGAUGCUUUGAUCAUGUUGAUUACACUGAUGAUGAAAUCAACGAGAAAGUGUUCUUGGCUAUUCUUUCUGGAGACGCUGAGACUGUGAAAGAGGCGACUGGUAAGGAGAAUCCUAAGGUAUUGAAUGCUGGACCUGAGGAUACUGUGUUCACUUAUUUCAUUGACCAUGGUGGUGAUGAUAUCAUUUGUGUUGGUGGUGAUUAUGUUCGCUCGGCUGCUUUGGUCGGUGCUCUUAAGACUGCGUACGAGAAGAAGCUGUACGGUAAGUGGGUGUGGUUCAUGGAGGCUUGCCAUUCGGGAUCCAUGUUCCCUAAUCUUCCCACUGAUAUCAACAUCUACGUGAUGACUUCUGCUGAUGCUCAUCAUAAUGCUUACAUGAGCAACUGCCCUCCUGAGGAUUACAUUGGUGAGAAGCACUUGGGCGCUUGCAUGGCUGGACUUUGGGAUAAUUUCUAUCUGGAUUAUCUGGAACAGAAUCCUGAUUGCACCAUUGGAGAGAUUUUCGAUUCCGUGAAGGCUUCUGUUGCUGAGUCCUCUGAUCAGAACGUUUCUGAGUUUGGAGAUAUGACUUUCCGCGAUCUCAAGGUCUCUGAGUUCUUCGGAGAGCUUCCUUCUAGAAGUCUUCGUAAGUCUUACAAGGUUUCGAAGAGCGAGAGCAACGUUCCUGUGUCGGAAGUGCCUCUUCAUCUUGCUAAGUGGGCUGCGAUCCGUGCGGAUGAUAAGAACAAGGAAUCUGCUUUGAAGGCUUACGAGAACGAACUGAUUGCUGAGGCGAAGCGUGAAGUUGAAUUGAUGCGUCUGGGAAGCGCUCUGAUGAACGAGAAGGCUGCUAACAACGCUAUGAAUGCUCCUUCUGAAGCUUACAGCGCUGAUUGUGUCCGUGAGCUGUCUCUGAUGCUGGUGAAGAAGUGCGGUCACAAAUUGCCGUUCUCUUCUAAGCAGAACAACAUGCUUCGUAACAUUUGUCUCCCUGGUUUGAGUGUUCCUAACGUGAACUGGGAUGAUAUUUGCAUGUAA